Messenger RNA from Peronospora belbahrii, 1068 nucleotides. Lineage: Eukaryota; Oomycota; Peronosporomycetes; Peronosporales; Peronosporaceae. The record is from the annotation of a GenBank genome assembly.
AUGGCUACAUUAAUUGAUCUAUUGGCAGGUGUCCGACCUUCAUGUGCAGCGCUUGUAGCACAUGAAUCUUCCUCUGUGCGGGUGAAUACAGAGAAAUUGCGUCUGUUUGUAAAGGAUCUUGAUAAUGACAAGGAGUUGACACGACGUGUAGAGACAAUGAACUUUCCACUGAACUUUCGCUCGCAGCAGGACGAACUUAAUUUUGUCAUAUUGUAUGGAUUACUGAAUUUUGGGAGUGGAUACCGAAAGGAUCUACACAAGUACACUGAGCGAGGAGCUCAUGACACUAUUGUAUUUGGACUGAUUGGCAUGUAUAUCUCAGUACCUAAGCUAGAUGCUCAGUUCUUGCAGAACUUGAGCAUUGACUUCAUUGCGUCCUUCUUCAGCAUUCCAUUGGAGAAAGAUGAAGAGAUCUCGACGGGUAUCUACAUGUCCAAACCGGGACCGUUAAAGCCACUUGCUGUAAUGAUUCAAAAGAUCUUGAACGAGUCUGGACAAAAGCUAGUUGAGCUAAAGAUGCAAGAUUUUGGAGCUUUUGUUCUGGCAAACCUUUCGCCCAACAACAGUAUCAGUGUGGAGAAGAAGGAAACUGUCAGUUCCAGUUCCAGUGCAGCAUAUCUUGUGAACAAAUUGGUCGCUACAUUCCCAGGCUUUGACGAUUCCUAUGAGUUCCAUGGUGAGAAAGUGUACGUUCUCAAACGUGCUCAACUGGCUGUUGCGUGCAUACAUCGACGAUUCAAGGACUCCGACCCAAAGUUGACGUUCGCUGACAUCAACGAGCUGACGGCUUUCAGUGACAACGUUUUACCUUGUGUAUUGCACGCUUUGGGAAUUCUUGAGUACGAUGCUGACUUAGAGAAUCGCAUCAGGUGCGGCAAGGAGCUGCCUACUGGUCAGCAGGAGUGCGAGUUGCGUGCCGCCGCGAUCGUGGCGUGUGAACAGAUUGUAGCGGAGAGUAAGGGCCGCAUCAGCACUCUUGAGCUGGACUGUUAUUUGUGGCGUCUGGUCAAGGAGGACCGUUUCCGAGGCCUUGAGCGUCACGCAACGCGCGACACGUUUUUCUACUGA